Cooperia oncophora is the source of this 2109-nucleotide messenger RNA. Lineage: Eukaryota; Metazoa; Nematoda; Chromadorea; Rhabditida; Trichostrongylidae. The record is from the annotation of a GenBank genome assembly.
AUGCGUUGUCAGUCUUCUUUUCAGCAGUAUUUAAAUGCUUCCAUGACGUCCUAUCAUGAGUCUAUUAGCAGUGCAGCGCUUCCACCCUAUUACACCUAUAUGCACACUUCUGACAAAGUCUUUUCAACUUUUGCAUGGACCACGGAAGCUGAUAGAAAGAAGAUCUGGCAGGAAGCAAUAAAAUACGGCAAAUCGUUUGUACCACAUUUUGGACUUCGCGAUAUGCUUGGGUUCUCUUCAACGCCGAGAAAAAAGAACGCUGUGUCGCAACCUUCUCAUGUGAUCACAACGCGUGGAACGUUGGACGAUUCCAGACUUGCUGUAGAAACUGCGCUAGAUAUCUCAAGAGGACUGGUUGCUGUUGUAGAUCAUAUUGCCAGAGUGGUGCUGAUAGAUAUCACUAAUCGGCAAAUAGUUAGGAUUUGGAAAGGCUACAGGGAAGCCACGGUCGCGUGGAUCAGCUCUUCAAACGACCAACAGACUGCGUUGUUUCUUGCAAUCUUCGCUCCACGCAGGGCAUUGCUAGAAGUGUGGAAUGUACAGUUCUCAUCUUCGCCUAAUUUGGACUCUUUCAUGGAAGUCUACUCAAUGCUCCGGAUGAUGAAAUCGAAGCGUGAAUUGAUUUUACUUGUUCUCCCUAUUGUCAACGACUCGUUGAGGCUUGAAAAGGUUUUGGAUGCUAUCCCUAAGACAGACGGUGCUGGUCCUGUAGAAGAACUAGUUGGCUUCGUAAGACGGCAGCUGAACGUUUUCAACAAGAUCGUCAGAUACACGAAACAAAUUGUGAAGACGACUGGAAACACUCCUGAGUGUCAUUUUAAUGAGGACGUACAGAACGUCAUUCGCAGGCAUUGUGUCGAAGGCGAUGAGGACGGACCACUUCCAAUGACCGUGAAUGAGUUCCUGGGAUUCAUCGACUGCAAAUCUAUGAGCAGCUCUCUGUGGGAAAGAAAUUACCCCGAUGCUGACCUCUUCCGUUUCGGCGAAUUCGUCUUUGGGCCAGCACUGCAAGGCCGUGUCGACGUGGAGACCUUCAUUGAUAGUGUGCUAGUCGAAUUACCGUUUGCCUUGGAAGAUUUCACUGAUCUUCUUGGGUUUGUGUUCACCAAAUCCCAUUCGAAAGUUGGCGAAGAGGGAUUUGCAUGUUUGUGUGGUUUCAUUAAACGCUUCGAUCAGCUUCAUCCUGGGUCCUUAGAGAAAUGUGAAAGAAUGGCUUUGGAAUGCACUAAUCUUAGUCGAGCUCUUCUACUUUAUGCUGCAUGUUGUCUUGUGAAAGCACAGCAACCGAAGAAGUGCGAAAUAGAGGAAACUGAGCCGAUGGAUACUGGCGAAGAGACUGCUCUCGUUCAAGGUAUGUCGUAUAAGCAGUACUGCAGUAUUGCAGCGCUGACGAUUGGGAACCCGUUGAUCCCAGCAUGGAGCACUCCGAUUGUACCAUUCUCACGAUGCAUGCUGGCCUUCUUGGCGUGUCAGUUACGGCAGCCCGUACCUUUCGCCAAGGUUGUAAGCAGUGCGAGAGCUUUCUUCCGAGAGCAGGUCAGCAUUACCCUACUUCUCUCCCGAAGCGCAUUCUCAGAAAGUCUGGUUCAGGUCGCUUCACUGGUAGCUCGAGAAAAAUGGAACCCAAAUCAGUUGGAGGAGAAACUGUCUUCGAUCGCUAGCCUGAAUGAGCUGUGUUCCCUAUUACCGAACUCUUUGAAGUUUUCUUUACUUUGCUGUGACAUCGCAUGGGAGCUGAUGAGUCAAUGGUUCAAGGAUACCAUGCAGUGCUUUAAUAAUUUCGAGCUUGCUCUGGGUUAUCUCGCACUUGUUGAUGACAAUCGCUUGCGCCAUGGUGUCUUGGCAUUAAUGUGGCAGAACUUUAUACUGGAGCGAUUCAAAGCGACCAUAUUAUUAAUUGAAAAGACUGGUCGUGGGCCAAAGGAACGAGAAGCUCGCCAGCAGCUACAGAUGGCGGAAAUACGUGUGGUGGAAUUCCUGUCAAGAUGUCAUGAACUCCUGAAAAUGCUCAUGGAUGAUGUCAGAGAUUCACCCCCUCCUUCACAGAUCCAGCAAGAUCACUUGAUAGAGGUCAAACAGCCGCUCAAAGAUAUUGCGAACGUGCUUUGA